AUGACCUGUGCGGCCAAAUGUCAAACGGAAGAGUCGGGUCUGUGUGGAGGGUUUACGUACCACACGAACGGUACUUGUCAGCUGUACAGCACGGGAGAGAGCUCUACCGUGUCAUGCGCCUGUCCGGCCGACUUCAGCCGCUGUGCCGGCCGCUGUCUGAUCCGACCCCCUCAGGAGCUCAACUUCACCGAAGCUAAAGCCGCCUGCGUCUUGCUGGGCGCCCACCUGGCCGUGCCCCGCUCUGAAGAGGAGAACCAGUGCGUUCUGACCAUGGCGGCUGGAGUGAACGUCUGGAUGGGACUGUCGGAGCAUGGCGAGGACGGAGUGUUCGUGGCAGAGGACGGAGGAGAGCCAGUGACCCUGGGCAGCCCCUUCUGGGGUACCGGCGAGCCCAACUCUGCUCUCUCAGCUGACAACUGCGUGCAGAUCUGGUCUGCGACUCAGGCUUGGGACGACACUUACUGCAGUGCGCAGAAGGCAUUCGUGUGUCAGCUCCAGGCCUGGUACAAACCCGAGUGUCACUGA
Amphibalanus amphitrite is the source of this 525-nucleotide messenger RNA. RefSeq names its product type-2 ice-structuring protein-like. The transcript is spliced from 2 exons. The record is from RefSeq and is a predicted model, not a curated record. Lineage: Eukaryota; Metazoa; Arthropoda; Thecostraca; Balanomorpha; Balanidae. The coding region runs from base 1 to 525 and encodes 174 amino acids.